AUGACUGUCAGUGUAUUGACUGUUUACCCUCAUGAUCGCAGGGCUGACCCGAAGCUGAGACUCGCUGCCACUGCCCAGUGUCACCGGAGAGCAUGCCGCCAGCCCAGGAAAAGAUUAAACUUCAAAAUCGAAGUACGGUUUCUGCUCACUGCCUAUCACUUUCACGCCAUCCUAAAGUCGAAAAAUUCCAGCCCAGUCCGUCCCACAGCAGACUCCCAGCCUCUGCCCUCUCCUCGUCCUCUUCAUACCGGUUUCCACUGGCACCUCCUCCUCGACUGCUCUGUCCGGGGCCCUCCGUCCUCCUUGUACCUUCUGCCGAAUCCCCAGGCAGCUGCCUCCUUAGAGUCACCUGAGAUGAUACCAGCUUAUGAAGCAUUACCUCUUCUCAGAUACUGUUUACGUGAGAAUCUAAUCUGCUGGAUAUUUAUUGAAAAGAUUUCUAGAAGCAAAGAACAAGCUCUUAUGAGGAAACUCUCACCAUGGAAGCCUGUUCGGGUGCCAGAAGAACCUAGAGGGGCAGAGGAAAAUUUCUUACUCCCCAGCAAUUGCAGUUUGGGGUCUGCAGCCAUGCUCCUAGCAGGAUGCUUUGGAUAUGAAUGGCAAAGCACUGGAGGAGAAGACAGGAUAGGAUGGACGUGGGCCCUUUGGAUUUGCCAGAGGAAAAAAAUAACGUGUAACUUGGAAAUGUAA
Lagenorhynchus albirostris (white-beaked dolphin) is the source of this 690-nucleotide messenger RNA. RefSeq lists its product as uncharacterized. NCBI's taxonomy places the organism in Eukaryota, Metazoa, Chordata, Mammalia, Artiodactyla, Delphinidae. The record is from RefSeq and is a predicted model, not a curated record. Bases 1 to 690 code for a protein of 229 amino acids. The transcript has 6 exons.